Pangasianodon hypophthalmus (striped catfish) is the source of this 2477-nucleotide messenger RNA. It is a transcript of the gene cdkn1bb, whose product is annotated as cyclin-dependent kinase inhibitor 1Bb. Gene Ontology annotation, molecular function: cyclin-dependent protein serine/threonine kinase inhibitor activity; protein-folding chaperone binding. The record is from RefSeq and is a predicted model, not a curated record. Gene Ontology annotation, biological process: regulation of cell cycle; G1/S transition of mitotic cell cycle; negative regulation of cell population proliferation. Gene Ontology annotation, cellular component: nucleus; cytoplasm. The coding region runs from base 519 to 1058 and encodes 179 amino acids. Lineage: Eukaryota; Metazoa; Chordata; Actinopteri; Siluriformes; Pangasiidae. The transcript has 3 exons.
CAAUCAUGUUUUUUUCCCUCUGCUUGGGUUAGCCUCCCCUCUAUCGCCAUAUUGGGCACCGAAAAGCCUCCUGUUUAUUUCUUCCUUUUACUACGACGCUGAAGUUGACAGGAGUGGCCGUCGUGAGCGCAUUUUGUUUUGAUGCGCUCUCUCUCUCUCCCUCUCUCUCUCUCUCUCUGGGUGUUGUAUGCGUGUGUGUGUGUGUGUGUGUGUGAGUGUGUGUGUGUUUUCUCUCGGUUUCCGCUCGGAGCUGCUCGGGGGCUUUAAAGUGUGUCUCCUGCGUGGCAUGCGCGCGCGCGCUCGGGGCCACUGGGGUUUUGACGCUUGUUGUUUUGGUGCGAGUUGAUCCAAGAGGAGACUGGACUUUCUGAUUAUUAUUAAUAUUAUUAUUAUUAUUUUUGGUUGGUGUGUGUGUGUGUGUGUGUGUGUAGGCGCGCGUACGUACGUGCGUGCGUGCGUGUGUGUGUGUGCAUGUAUUGUGUGUAUGCGUGUACGUGUGUGUGUAUGUAUGUGCGUGCAUGUGUGUACUAUUUCCGAAAAAUUGUCACGCUGUAAAAACGAUGUCUAACGUGCGCCUGUCGAACGGGAGCCCGACCCUGGAGAGGAUGGACGCCGCGCGGCUGUCGGAUCAGCCCAAGCCGUCGGCGUGCAGGACUCUGUUCGGUCCGGUGGAUCAUGAAGAGUUAAAGAGGGAGUUAACGGGCCACCUGAAGGCGAUGGAAGAGGCGGCGGCGGAGAGCUGGGGCUUCGACUUCUCCACACACACACCGCGGCCCAACGCCAGGUUCCUGUGGAAAGCGGUGGACAGUAAAGACUUACCGAGUUUCUACAGCGCGUCUGAGCAGCCGAGCAAAAGCCUGUGUGCUAAAGUGGAUGUAAACGGGAACUGUGGACUAACCGAGGAGAGAGAGGACAAGUCUGAAAAACAAACCGACAGAACAGACAAGAGGAAAAGACCUGCGUGUAUCGACUCGUCGUGUCCGAGUAAACGCUCGCGCACCUGUUUAGAUGAAACUCCUCACACACCGAAGAAGUGCAGUCCACCGAGACACACGUAAACACAGCGGAGAGCUGAAGAUGUUCUCUCCCCCCUGACGGCUUCAGUGCUUGGCAAAUGAAAAAUUCACGGAGUGAAGAAUGAGAGGAAAGGAAAAGCUUAUCAGCUCAACGAGCGGGGAGACUGGACAAGCACUGAAACAAACGUUCUGGCACUAAAAAAAAAAAAAAUCAACUGCCUCAAAAGCAGUCUAUGUAGCAGUGUGCAAUUAGGUUUAAUCUCCUUUUUUGCUCAUUAUUUUUUUCUUACUACCUGUGUACAUAUUUUCUUUUUUGUAUGUAGCACAUAAUACAUAUUAUGUUGGGUUUUUUCUUUUCAGUUUUGGACUAGGUGAAUUCCAAUUGACUUGAACAACUGCGAUUUAGGGGUUUCAAAAAGGUUUUUUUCUUUCUCUCUCUCUCUUCAGAAAUGCUGUUUGUUACUUUUGCUGGUCUACCCCAUUUUACAAUGAUUUUACAAAUGUAUUUUUGUGUUCUUCUGUCACUGAAACCCGUUGGAGUGCCCACACAUGCUCGAACAGCUGUGCACACCUACAGCACUCGGGUGGUACAUGGUACAUAAAUUGCCUGGUCCCGUGUAGAUUGGUGUGGUUUCUAGCUUCUCUGUAUGCUUUCCUCUAAAGAAAACCACAUACAAUAUACUCUGUAGAGAAUGCAGAGCUUAUCUAAAAUCUCGAGCUAAAUCUAAAUUAUUAUAUGUAACUUAUGUCUCUGAUUUUCAUUAGGAAAGCUGACAGAUAAUGUUCACUUAUAGACAAGGUCAAACCACGUAGCAUCAACCAGUAUUAACACCAUGUGAGGCACUUGCUGAAAGACUAAAGUGUCCCUCGCUUACUCAUAAAUUAUUCUUUAAUAUGUAUCUUGAUUAUUAUUAUUAUUAUUAUGUUUUUUUUGUUUUUUUUUUUAUUUUGAGUGAAAAUUUCUACUGAUGGCCUUCUCUCAGUUUUCCUGUUUCAUUUCACUCAGUUUGACUCCAGCACUCCCCCACAUUUGGUGUAAUAUCAGAAAUAUCUCUCAGCUGUAUGCACCUACACUCCCAUUUGAUUCUGUGGUUAAUUAUGACACAUAAUUUUAUUUAUAGAAAAAAGUAUAAAUUAAUAUUUCAGCAGACAACACAGCCUGUGUAUUUGUUUAAACUUUGAAGUGUACCUGUGUACAUAACUUUGUAAAAACACUGAGAAAAUUAAAACUAACUUAUUUAUGUUGAGGGUUUUUUUUUUUUUUUUUUUUUUGAAAUCUAAAAAUGGUUGGUCAUGGUUAUCCAAAGUCCAAAGUGGCAUUUGAGUUAUUUUUUAAAAUGCUUUUUUAAUAUUUUAACAAAUUGUUGUGUAAGGUUGCAAACUGAGCCUGGUUUAAAAAAAUGUUUUUGUUAUGAGUGUUUAAACAAUGUGCUGAAAUCAAUUAAAAGAGUUAAAUUAUAA